This is a messenger RNA of Humulus lupulus (European hop), 1476 nucleotides long. RefSeq names its product phospholipase A1-IIdelta-like. Gene Ontology annotation, molecular function: glycerophospholipid phospholipase A1 activity. The coding region runs from base 99 to 1307 and encodes 402 amino acids. Gene Ontology annotation, biological process: lipid metabolic process. The record is from RefSeq and is a predicted model, not a curated record. The transcript has a single exon. Lineage: Eukaryota; Viridiplantae; Streptophyta; Magnoliopsida; Rosales; Cannabaceae.
ACUCAACCACUGCUUAUCUCAUCCUGUUAUCUAUUCUCUUAUUCAACUCAUCUAUACAAUUCAACUUUUACUCCUUCAGUUUCUUAAUUUGUACUCUAAUGGCCGACAGCCAAGCCAAACCAACAUGGGAAGAACUCCUGGGACUCAACAACUGGGAAAGCAUUCUCGACCCUCUAAACCUCGAACUCCGGCAACUCCUCCUCCGCUGCGGCGACUUCUGCCAAGUCACCUAUGACUCCUUCAACAGCGACGAAAACUCCAAGUACUGCGGCGCCUGUCGCUACGGCAAGGCCUCUCUAUUCCGCAAAGUUUUUCUCCAAAACGGCUCCGACUACGACGUCGUUGCCUACCUCUACGCCACCUCUCGCAUCAGCGUCCCACAGGCCCUUUUACUCCGCUCCCGCUCACGCGAGUCCUGGGACCGUGAGUCCAACUGGAUGGGCUACGUCGCCGUAACGACAGACGACGUGAGCAAAGCCCUCGGCCGCCGAGAAAUCUACGUGGCCUGGCGUGGCACCAUCCGAGACUACGAAUGGAUCAACGUGUUGGGGGCUGAUCAAGAGUCUGCCAAGCCUUUGUUACGGCCAGACGAUAGUAAUGACGAUCGAGCUCGGGUCAUGAGGGGUUGGCUUACGAUAUAUACGUCGGAUAAUCCAAAUUCCCCAUUCGUGAAAACAAGCGCACGAGUUCAACUUUCGACCAUAAUGAAGAACCUGAUAAACAAGUACAAAGACGAGAAGGUGAGCGUAGUUAUCACCGGGCAUAGUCUCGGGGCAAGCCUUGCGAUUAUAAGCGCUUUCGAUAUAGUCGAAAACGUCGUCGAGCCAAAUAAGGACACUCCGGUCACGGCUUUCGUCUUCGGAUGCCCUCAAGUGGGGAACAGAGAGUUCAGAGAAAGAGUACAAAGUCAUCAGAACCUCAAGAUUCUCCACACCAGGAACACCAUCGACCUCAUAACACGGUAUCCAGGGCCGUUGCUUGGCUACGUGGAUAUAGGGACAGAGCUGUGGAUAGACUCUAGAAAGUCUCAGUACUUGAAGCGGUCGAUGACCACAGGAGACUGGCACAACUUGCAGGGAAUUUUGCAUGUGGUAGCGGGUUGGAAUGGGAAAGAUGAGGAGUUUGAGCUCAAAGUGAAGAGGAGCGUGGCUCUGGUGAACAAGUCUUCGGGGUUUCUCAAGGACGAUUACUUGAUUCCAAGCUCCUGGUGGGUUGAGAAGAAUAAAGGGUUGGUGCUUGACCAAGCUAGUGGGGAGUGGGUUUUGACUCCACCUGAUGAUGAAGAUUUGCCUGUGCCUGAGUUUUGACUUUCAAGUAGUACUGCAUGUAGCUUUAUAUUUGUUUGCACCUAAACUUUAUUAAUUUCUAAACUUUUAGCCCCCCGCGAAAUAAAGUGAUGGCUAUGUGAGAAACAAAUGUUGAUAUUGUGUUUUUUAUCAGAAAAAAAAAAUUGUCAAAUUGACGAACAUCUACAAA